GUUCCAGUACGGGUGGCAGUUUUGUUACUUCUCGGGCAAAAUCCUGCAGCUUGGCUCCAGAUCAGUUCUGUUGGGUUAAUAUUGUAAGGGUACAGUAGCAAAUGUAAAAAUGCAGCAUUUGUAUUAUGUGUUCGAUGCUGUGCAAAUGACUGUUUCUCACAUUUCUACGAUACUUAUCUAUGUCUGUGGUGUAAAACGAUGGACAUCAGAUAAAGAGGAUUUAGUUUUUUUCGUUAUUGCCUUAAAAAUUAAAUUAUGUUUUCUUCAUUCAAACAUCUUUUAUGAACAGUCUGUCAUAAAACAUCGAUAAUUAAGAAUUUGUAUUUGAAAUGGAAACGGCAAUUGGAAACAAUGACACGUGCAUUAUUCAUAAAAAUGAUGAUGAGUUUUAUAAUUACGAUAUGUAGGUAUUUCAAACUGAACGAGAAAAAAAAAUAGUGUCGGGGAGAUUUGAAACACCGCACAAAUAACAUCUUUGGUUCAUAUUCCAAUUCGCUACCGACUGCAGUGUAUACAACGCUAGGAAAACUUCAAAGUCGAUUAUCUCCGUAAAUUUAUGAAAAAGCAUUAAGAACAAUCUAUUUUUCAGCACUUUUUAACCGUGAUGCACGUGCGUGUUUCACUGCGGAACAGAAAGCACCCUCGGCCAAUUUCAGACUGCGCAUUAAGGCUUGGCGCACACAGGUACAGCAUUUCACGUGAAGCAAAAUGUUGCGCAACGUUUUGCUGCAAUAGUUUUGCUUCUUUGCUACUCCAGUGUGUGGGAGGUAAUAUUUUGUUUCAAGCAACAGUACAUAAUACUGUUUGUAUUGUUCUCCUCCACUAGUGGCGCAAUUAACAUGUGUGACGAAGUCAACAUAGCUAUUAUUGCCUAUUGGCAGUUUUUGCAAAUGCUGGACUCAAAUGAAAGGAAACAUUGAGUUCACUUGAUGAGUCAGAGGAAAGACAUUAAGUCUUUCCUCACAGAACUGAAAUCAGAUCCGGGAAAGUUUUACAGUUAUUGUAGAAUGAGUGUCAAUAGUUUUGAAGUGUUGUUGGAACUUGUCGGAGACAAAAUUUCCAAAAAGGACACUAAUUGGAGAUGCAGAGCGACUGUUAAUAACUUUAAGGUCAUAGCUCCGCGACUACCGCCUGGCACGAAGCUCGUGGCCAGCGACAUCAGCCCAGAGAUGUUGGAGUUCUGCAGGCUGCACAACGCACUGCCCGGCACCAUUACGUACGAGCUCUUUGACGCAAUGACACCUCACCUGGAGAAAUCUUCCGUAUGGCAGUACGCACCCUUCGGCAAGGUGUUCGCCGUGAUGGUCAUGCAAUGGCUGUCUGACAACAGACGUGCCAUUCAGAAUAUGCAUAAGCUGCUGGUACCAGGAGGAGAAGCUGUCUUUACCGUAUUAGCUAAGAGUGUCCAUUUGGCUGCUUAUGAAGAACUGGCGAAAGACCCUCGCUGGGCUCGGUACAUGAAGCAGGACGUGGAGACGUUCGUGUCUCCGUAUCAUCGCAGUGAGGACCCAGCCAGCGAGUUCCGUCAGCUGCUGCAGAGCGAGGGCUUCCACGUCGUGUGCUGCGACUUGAGUCCACAGACGUUCGUAUUCCCAUCCGAAGCGCAGCGUAGAGCUGCCCUAAAAUCAGUAAAUGCGUUUCUGAAUCGCAUACCGGAAGACCAGAAGGAUGACUUUAUGGACGACUGGAUGCAUCAUAUGGAGAAACUUGGAGGCUUAACAAAUGACACUGAGCCCACCGGGGAGACGAAGUUCUGCAUGCACUGUACGACACUGGCUGCCGUGGGCAGGAAACUAUAGUACAGAGCCAUCCACACACUUUGCAGCUGUCAUUAACGAUAUUUUAUGUCAUUUUUAUGUUAUGAAUUAGAAGUUCUCUUUCUAUUAAGCUGCCAAUAAAAAAUAACUACGUAUAAUAAAAGGAAGUCAGACGUAAAUGUGGUAAUUAAGUAUUGUUCUUCUGCAUGGGUAUUGUAAAACGCUUUUAGGAGCUGCAUUGACACUGCAUUUUCAGUACCUUUACCCUACUGGAUAUCUUUGCUGUGUAUUUGAAUAUGGGAACUAUGUUAGAAUACUUGCUUAGUGAAGUGGGGGAUGUUGUAAUGAAAGCAGUUUGCCAUUGUCUUUGUCAUAUCUAGAUGUGCGUAUUUGUAUCGGAUGUGUUACUAAUUACAACCCUACAAUUAUACAGCGGUCUUUGUAUCUAUGUAUUUAUGUCAUUAUUAGAUCAAAACAGUAUAUCUUU
Messenger RNA from Schistocerca gregaria, 2244 nucleotides. RefSeq names its product juvenile hormone acid O-methyltransferase-like. Lineage: Eukaryota; Metazoa; Arthropoda; Insecta; Orthoptera; Acrididae. The record is from RefSeq and is a predicted model, not a curated record. Gene Ontology annotation, molecular function: S-adenosylmethionine-dependent methyltransferase activity. The coding region runs from base 930 to 1799 and encodes 289 amino acids. The transcript has 5 exons.